UCCAUGAAACCUUCAGUUGCAAGUCUCGAGAUGAACGGAACACAAAGGACGUCAUUUUUAUAUCGCGAAUCGAGUGAUUUUAGCAUUAAAAGAAUUCUCUCCAAAAAUGUCUUUCCGUCUUCUUACGUGGCCUUCUCUGAUCCUAAAACAUCUCAUUUACUUCCUGAACAAAUUUGCAUCAGCUUAAUCAAUCAAAGUAGCGUGCUAUAUUCUUUGCCGUCUUUAAAUGUUCAAAAUAAAUUCGAUUUGUUAAAGAGCUUUUGUCACACGCAGUUAUCAAACCCAGAACUUCAUAUCAAUCUACCAAUGCCUGACAAAAUACUUGUUAAAAGUAACCAAACAGUUAAACGAUUUGCAAAAUCAAAUUCGGAAAACUUAAAUGGCGAACUCUCAUGGUUACGGUGCACAAGAUUUUGUCCACCGAAAUUGCCAAAGUCUAAUGCCGGCAAAACAUUAAAAAGAAAGCCUGGAUCUCAUCCAAGAAUACCAUUUACCAAACAUCAACUAAACGUACUAGAAAAUAAAUACAAAGGAAACGCUUAUUUAUCAAGAAAGGAUGCCUUACACCUGUCAAAUAUACUAAACCUUCAACAAAAUAGAAUAAAAAUUUGGUUUCAAAAUCGACGUGCUAGAGAAAGAAGAGAAUAUCGGAUCUUACAGCAAACGCAAAAUAAAAUAUCUAUGUAAUAGUAAUUUAUGACUUAUUACAAUAUUUAUAAUUCUAAAGAUAAUUUAAUUUUCGGAACAGAAAUUUAAUAUUUAACAUAAAUAACAGUAUUAUACAGAAGUAAGCAUGUUAUGAAAUUUAAAUAAUUAGUAAUUAAAAUUUUAUAAUUAAAUAUUUAUA
This is a messenger RNA of Ceratosolen solmsi marchali, 847 nucleotides long. Its product is annotated as homeobox protein XHOX-7.1'. NCBI's taxonomy places the organism in Eukaryota, Metazoa, Arthropoda, Insecta, Hymenoptera, Agaonidae. Gene Ontology annotation, molecular function: RNA polymerase II transcription regulatory region sequence-specific DNA binding; DNA-binding transcription factor activity, RNA polymerase II-specific. Gene Ontology annotation, cellular component: nucleus. The coding region runs from base 4 to 687 and encodes 227 amino acids. The record is from RefSeq and is a predicted model, not a curated record. Gene Ontology annotation, biological process: regulation of transcription by RNA polymerase II; embryonic morphogenesis. The transcript has 3 exons.